This is a messenger RNA of Elgaria multicarinata webbii, 4327 nucleotides long. It is a transcript of the gene RABL6, whose product is annotated as RAB, member RAS oncogene family like 6. The transcript is spliced from 15 exons. Gene Ontology annotation, cellular component: nucleus; cytosol. Gene Ontology annotation, molecular function: GTP binding. Bases 252 to 2570 code for a protein of 772 amino acids. The record is from RefSeq and is a predicted model, not a curated record. Lineage: Eukaryota; Metazoa; Chordata; Lepidosauria; Squamata; Anguidae.
CCGCGCCCGCCCCCCACCUCCUGGUUGCUUGGAGAGAGAAAGAGGCCGAGCCAAGAUGGCGGCGGCUGAGGCGGCAGCAGCCAGAGCCGCCGCGGAGGUGGGGAUGGGGUCGGGCGCCGCGCGGGGGGCUGCUCCUCCUCCUCCUCCUCAGCGGGCGCGGGCGGCGAUGUAACCGGCUUCGCCUGCGGGCCCCUCGGAGCCAGGCCGGGCCAAGCGUACGCCGCAGCCUCCCUCCCUCCGCCCCAGCCACGAUGUUCUCGGCCCUGAAGAAGCUGGUGGGCUCGGACCAGGCCCCAGGGCGGGACAAGCCUAUCCCGGCGGGGCUGCAGUCCAUGAAUCAGGCGCUGCAGAGGCGCUUCGCCAAAGGCGUCCAGUAUAACAUGAAAAUCGUCAUCCGAGGGGACAGAAACACAGGCAAGACCACUUUGUGGCAUCGGCUCCAGGGAAAGAAGUUUGUCGAGGAAUAUAUUCCGACUCAGGAGAUCCAGGUCACCAGCAUCCACUGGAAUUAUAAAACCACUGACGAUAUUGUGAAAGUCGAAGUCUGGGAUGUAGUUGAUAAAGGCAAGUGCAAAAAACGAGGGGAUGGCUUGAAACUGGAGAAUGACCCCCAGGAGGCAGAGUCGGAGAUGGCGCUGGAUGCAGAGUUCCUGGAUGUGUAUAAAAACUGCAAUGGCGUCGUGAUGAUGUUUGAUAUCACCAAGCAGUGGACCUUCAACUACAUCCUGAGAGAACUUCCUAAAGUGCCGACCCACGUUCCGGUGUGUGUUCUCGGGAACUACCGGGACAUGGGCGAACACCGGGUGAUCCUGCCGGACGACGUGCGGGAGUUCAUCGACAACCUCAACCGGCCUCCGGGCUCUUCAUAUUUUCGCUACGCCGAGUCUUCCAUGAAGAACAGCUUUGGGCUCAAGUACCUGCACAAGUUCUUCAACAUCCCCUUCUUGCAGCUGCAGCGGGAGACGUUGCUGCGGCAGCUGGAGACGAAUCAGCUGGACAUCGACGCAACGCUGGAGGAGCUCUCUGUGCAGCAGGAGACGGAAGACCAGAACUACGAAAUCUUCCUUGAAAUGAUGGAGGCUCGCAGCCGAGGGCCGGCCGCCUCCCCUCUGGCUGCCAACGGGCAGAGCCCCUCCUCGGGCUCCCAGUCCCCGAUGGUUCCCGCGGGCAACACUUCUGGGAGCUCCAGCCCCGGCACCCCCCAGCCGCCACUCCCCUUGGCCCAGCCGAGCGCGGGCAACCCAGCCGCGGCCCCGGAAGCCCUCGUGCCUCAGCCGCCGGUGCUUCUGCCUGAGCCCCCGGUGGCCAGCAGCCCCACCGUGCCUGCCCCAGCCCCGCCGGCCCAGAAGCGCAGCAUCAUCUCUCGGCUCUUUGGGACGUCACCUGCUCCCGAGGCGCCCCCUGCCCCGCCAGAUCCCACGGUUGCCGCCCCACCUGUGGAUGUUCCUCCGAAAGUGCAGAGCGUGGAGGACUUUGUCCCCGAAGACAGCCUGGACGGCAGCUUCUUGGAGGACCCUGCCCCACAGAGAGGCAAGGGGAGGCCGGCCGCCAAGGGCCAUGCCGACAGCGACAGUGACCGGGAUGCCCCUGGGGGGAACCCCCUUGUGGCUGGCUUCCAAGAUGACCUGGAUGUGGACGACCGCGUGGCCAGCGAGGCCCCUGCGGCAGCAGAGCUGGUCCCGAGCAAAAACAUCACCCUCUCGAGCGAAGAGGAGGAGGAGGAGGAGGGACAGUCCAGGUUCACCCUCGUGGCGGAUGGAGGCCUUGGCUCGGAGCCAGAGGCAAAGCGAUCUUCCAAAAAGGCCUCGAAAGCCCACCAGCCCGCAGGUGGCCUGGGCCCUCCCGCUGGCUUCCCUGCCCCUCUCGGGUUUGAGCAAAACGGCAGCGCCAAGCUCCCUGCCGCUGCCGCCGCUGCCCCCCCACAGGUGGUCUCCGUGGCAGCGGUGGCGGCAGCCCGCCCCCCCAAAGCCGCCCCCCCGAGCAAGCCCUCUGCUUCCAAGCAGGAGGGGGAGAAGCCAGAGGAGUCGGAGAGUGACCCAGAGGGGCCCGUCGCCACCCAGAUGCUUUCCUUCGUCAUGGACGACCCAGACUUCGAAAGCGAGGAGUCGGACAGCCAGAGGAAGAGAGCUGAUGAAUUCCCGGUGCUAGAGGACCUCUCCGGGGUCUCCGAUGAAGACAGCUCAGCAAAGCCCCCACAAGCGGCCAAGCCUGUGAUCCAUUCCUUCAAGCCCAAGAAUGAGGCAGACCUGUUUGGCUUGGGCCUGGAUGAGCCGGGUCCCCGAGACAGCAGUGAGGAAGAUAAAGACAAAUCAUCUUCCAAGGAGAAGAAGAAGAAAAAGAAGAGGAGCAGCAAAGAGGAGGACGAGAAGGCCGCGGUGAAGAAGAAGAGCAAGCCGAAGAAGAGCAAGGAGGAGGAGGAUGGCAAAGACGAGAAGGAGAAGAAGAAGAAGAAGAAGAAGCUGCAGCGAGGCAAAGAGAAGAACAGGGAGAUUGAUGAACUGGAGGCCUUUCUCGGGGGCGGGGCAGGAGCCAGCAAGCAGCAGGGGGGCGGAGACUAUGAGGAACUGUAGCCCCGCCCUGAUGCACCCACGUCCCAGCGGGGGGCUGCUGGACUGAGGCGGAAGGCAGAUGGGCAAAGCUGCCGUGGCCUCCCCCUGCCGCCCAGACCACUUGCACUCCAGAGACUGGCCAGGGCCCAGAGCGGCACUUCUGCAGUGGGGGAGGGGAAGGCCGGAGCAUCGCCACAGAGCCGGGGUGGGGUGGGGUGGGGUGGGGGAGUGGCCGGGCGGGCUAAGGACCGGCUUGUCGGCUGCUCCGGGGCUCCCGGUUCCUGGCCUGGCCUCCUCUCUGCUUGGGCUCCCGGUUCCUGGCCUGGCCUCCUCUCUGCUGGGGCUCAGCAGAGCAGGGAGGAGAAGGCGGCGGUGCUGCCCCCCACCCUGCAGAGCCGGAGUGGUGUCUCGCCAGAGCCGUGCAACCGUUUGCAGUGGUGCCCUGGGAGUCGCCAUGUUUAAUUAUGGAUCCUUGCUAUUUUUUUACCAGAGAAGCUGUUAUUGACGGACUGGACAGCGUGCUCAGUGGUGCGCUUGCGGGGAGAGCUUUGGAGAGUGGCAGGGUUUCAGCAAGGGAGGGGGGAGGCCUGUCGUGUUGUGCUGCAGCCGGGCUGUCGUUUUGGGGGGGAGGCAAAGGACCCCUCCGAGGGCCCCAGGGGUCCCUGGCCCCCCUUGUAAGCUGCUGUGCAGUUUGGGAAGCAGCGGCAGAGUUGCCCAUUGGAAUGCAAAUGGGGGGGGCUCACUCGCCCGCCCACACACCUCUCCCUGGGGUGUCUUAUUUUUGUGUCUCCUGGCAAGCAGCCCUUGUGCUGCAAAGCGCCUCUCAGGGACCGGGCCUCGUGGGGAGGAAUGUUUGUGAUGGGGCCCGCGGGGGCUGCAGUGGACGCAGCAAGAGCGCUCCCUCCCGGUUCUUGCCCCGGCACACGGGGGGCCUUCUGGUGUGUGGUUUUGGGAAGCCCCCCCGCUUCCUCCACCCCCCACCCCACCCCACCCCUGAAGCGCUGCAUGUUUGGGCUGUGCGAAACCACGGCCAGCUCUCCGUCCCUGUUGAGCUGCCAGCCCACCAUGCCUUCUGGUCUUUCUCCCAGGGGCUCUUCUUUUCAGCCGAUCCCCCAUUCCUUUGCGUUGCUGUGCCGCUGCCCCCCCGCCCCCACCUCUCUCAAGGAAAACUGGUUCAUCCUUCUCAUGCAUUCCACUGCCCUUGUGCUGCUGUGUGUGGAUUGGAGUUGGGCUUCUUUAACAUUCCUUCGCCCCCCCCCCCCGGCCCCCCGAGUGAUGCUCACCUUUGGCUGCAGCUCCCUCUUCCGCGUUGCCUCCGUGGGUCGGAGCGUUGCGUCCCCCUGUCCCUGUUUGAGGAAUAUGCACUUGUCACCACCGUUGGCCUGUCCAGCGGAUCUCGGGGUCUUACUGCAUGAACCGGUUCAUCCUCUCAGGUAUUCCAUCGGGCCGUGUGUCAUCCCCUCUCCCUGUCUCUUGUUCUAUGCGCUGCUCGUGUGAAGGGGGGGGUGCAUGGAGAAUCUGCAUGGGACCUCCCCCUCUCGAACCAUGCCCCCCCCCUCAGAGGAGAAGCGUCCCAUGGCCCCUCUCCCAACACUUCUGUGAGCCUUUUCUCUGGAACCAAACUCCCAACUGAGCCUGACCCAGUUCCAUGCGAAACGCCCUGGUUGUGUUCUCCCUGGCUUCCUUUCCUUUCCUUUCCUUUUUUUGCUUUGGGGGAAAAAGUACCCCACUGGUGCAUUCCUCCAUUCCAACUUAUAAAGCUCUCGGUUGUACAAUUA